Messenger RNA from Owenia fusiformis, 332 nucleotides. The record is from the annotation of a GenBank genome assembly. NCBI's taxonomy places the organism in Eukaryota, Metazoa, Annelida, Polychaeta, Sabellida, Oweniidae.
CCCCUUUGGUCUAUAUUUAUAUUCAAUUUUCUAUGUGUUUCAAUAGGUAUCAUUCAAGCAUGUGUGCACCCUUUGAAAGAAAAACAUACAAUAUUGAAGAGCUCUUUAUAAAGCACUCACCUGUAGUUAAGCGCAAUAUAAGGCUCCAUAGCGUAACCAGCGAUAUAAAGUCUCCGGGUGUCCUCAUAUCCUGUCCUGUGGGUGAUCCUUGGGGUGAUCCUUACCCCUGUGGUGUUCCUGUCUCAGCUGCAUACAUCAGUCAUAUGUUUCCUAAUGUUUUUGGUUCAGUUUACAUUGCAUGUUAAAGUUUGCUAGCCUGCUACUGAUUCGGC